GGCCGCGAAAGCGCAGCGCCAUUGCCAUGGCAGUCCCCGCGGUCGUCGCUGCUCUGUCCGUCGCAUGUUUCAUCUGUCUGACCGGAGCCUACGACCUGGUCCCGUCCGGGUCGACGGUCGUGGCGAGUGGCGGAGGGUUGUACCUGCGCUAUAUGGACGUGUUCCCCAACCUGACGGAGUGUGCUGUCGAGGCGCCAGGCAUUGGGAAAGCGGUGCUCACCGGGAACAGGACGACGUGGCCGCUCUACUUCGGCACGGGCUAUGAAAAAGGCAGCUGUGCUGCAAUUAUGCUGAACAUGACUGCCAACAAUGCGGGGCUUUGGAAGCUGCAAGCAACCUUCCAGGAGAAUGACACGAAAAAGGUUGAGAUUCAAGGCGUCAACGUAACUGUCAGUGACGCGCCGAGCAAGCCGUCGCCGGUGACGAUGCAGCUGCCGUUCGGCGACGUGUCGGCCAUCCAGGUGGGCAGCGAGGACAGCGUGUACUGCAUGCUGCGCGACCCCCUGGGCCACACCGUCAGUGUGGGCUCGGGCUUCUGCCAGCACACCGUCACAACGAUGGACCAGGGCGUCUGGACCGCCACCUACGCCCUGCCGGGCAGCCUGCAGGAGAUCGAGGUCAACUACACUGUCGAAGCCGUGAAGGUGGAGCUGUUUACGAGCGUGCAGCCUUCGUCGUCGGUGCCGGGCGGGCUGGACCUGCUGUGCCGCCUGCCCGCCCUCUACCGGUCGGGGCUGCUCUUCUGCCGCAUGGUGCACCCCAACGGCACCGGCAUUCAUCUCCAGGAGGGACUCUCUGACGGCAUCUACAGUUACUACGGAGGCGGUCUGACGCGAGACAUGACGCACGACUGCGGCGUCACCAUCCACCGGCCGACGGAGAGCGAUCUGGGCCCCUGGAAGUGCAUCUUCGCCUUCGCCACCGGCCUGGAGGGAGGCUACAUCUACGUCACCAACAACACACUGCCCGAGCCGGUGACGCAGGGAGAGGCGCUGACGGAGAGCGUGGUGGCGCUGAGCGGCGUCAACGUGACGGUGGGCUGCCGUGCGCCCGUCUCGCUCGGCUCCUGCUGGUUCCGCCACCCGGACGGCUCGCUCGUCACGCCGGAGAUGUUCGGCCUGGGCCGCUACGGCUACUUCGGCGACGGCCUCUCCCUGGGCUCCUGCAGCGUGCGCUUCACCGCCCAGCCGCGGGACUCGGGCCGCUGGACAUGCUACAUGGGCGUGCCCGACCACAUCGACGGCGACCUCUACGCCACCGUAGACGUCCAGAUCAUAGAGGAACCUUUGGAGGCGAUACAGAAAGAAGUUGUUGCCACGGAGCGAGGACAUACAACAAUAGGAUGCAGAUCUGUUACUGGGGACGGGCUGAACAACUGCCGCUUUGUUCAUCCGAAAGGCUGGGGCAUGACGUUCAGCGGACAAAAGGAUGCGAGUGCAGUCAAGGGCAGAUACAGAUACGCUGGAAAUGGUCUUUCCCAUGGUGAAUGUUUCCUGAGAAUUACUGACGUGAGAGAAGAGGACUUUGGGGAAUGGGUGUGUGCAGCUGCAUUGGAAGGACAGGAAGUUGGAGAAACAUUGACUAUAAUAAACAUUGUCGAAGAAGGAGGUCUCAGCACUGGUGCAAUUGCUGCAAUAGUUUCAAUAUGUCUGGUUGCAUCUGCUGUUGGAGUAGCUAUGAUUCUUGGAUACAGAAAGAGAAGAAAAAGUUCUCGUGUAUAGUAUUUGUCUAUGUUGAACAACAAGUGAUGACAGCAGCUACACAGUACUGCUGCUCUAAUACACUGAUGACAACAGUUUCAUUGAAAAAUACCAAAUUGUGUUUUAUGUCUCAAAUGCAACCACAUGAAUUUCAGGAUUCAUCAAGUUGAUUUUAUUGCGAAGCAUCAUUCAACUAACAUGUAAAAACCUGAUUUAUGAACUGUAGAAAAAUGUAAACAUUCUGUUAAAUUUGUGUCAUAUAAGGAAGUAGAUUUCCUAGCGAAUUUCAGCGAUGACAUCUUCUUGAAUUAUCAGCAGACUACCAGUCUGUUAUCUAACCGAUAAAACAAGAAAAUUUCAUUUGAGUUUCAGAUGUUUACAACAAUAUUAAACAAAUAACUGGGUACUAUUGUUUCUGUUAUAGCUAUAAUACAACUGUGGUUAUUCUUAUUGUGGUCUUAAACAGUCAGCAGUUUUGCUAAUAACUGUUCAACAAUGGUAUAGUAUCAGUUAUUUUUUAAUUUAGAGAUAAUUUAGUGUGUAACAAUUAAUUUUAUUAUGUUAUUUUGGAUACUGCAGAGGUUGCCUGAUCUAAUAUCUUUCAUUAUAGCCUGCCAGUCGAUUAUCAUUCCUCUGCCAUGCUUCAUUUCAUCUAAAGGAAAUUCAACAAAUACCAAACUGAAUUUUUACCGAAUCGUCCCUUCCAUGAAAUUCAGAAAUAAAUUGAAACAGAAAUGCGUAGUGGGAUGAAAAGCACCUCUCUGUUGCAGGGAUAGUCUUGUUGACAAAGACAUCAUAGUAGCACAAAGCUAAACUCAAAAUAUUGGAAAUAACUGAAAAAUUGCGGAUUGAAAAUAAUAUCUUAGUCGAGAAAGACGGAAGAAAAGUUGUGAGAAAAAUUGAAGAGGUUGGCAAAUAGGGGUACAAUCUAAAAAGAGAAAGUAAAGAGAAGUGAUUUGAUGAUGUCAGUAGUGAAUGGUGACAGUAAAAAAAUCUGCAGAAGCAUUUUACAACUGCUAAAUGAAAUGUCUAACACAAAAAAACACAAUUCUGUCAAUGCUGCCUUCAACUACAUUAUACUUCUGUGUAAUAACAAAGACUAUUACUGAGCAUAAAUAUGAUUUAAACAGUGAAUGUAAAUGAGUUCUUGGAUACAGAAUAAAACUCACGUCAGCAGGCAAUGUCUUCAAUGGCGAUAAUACGAUAUAAAUGUGGACAGCACAAAUACAGGGAAAGACAGUACAAGCCAGUACAAGUACUCCAAAUGUUAAGAUGUAAGAGGACAGAUAGGUAUGGGCUGAGUACAAUUAUCUGUAAGUGAUUUGUGUAUUUAUAUCUGUUGUUUGUGCCACAGUUGUUUAGCUUUUUUUGAUUAGUUGUAGGAUAAGCUUAAUAGAAUUUUGAAUGCACCUGUAACAAAAAAACUAAAAAAAUAGUCAGAUAUCUACAUUUUGGCUAUAUAUUGAUGUAAUAACAAUUCAGGUGGGGAGGGGUGGGGGAAGAAGAACAAGGAGGUACUAUUCUUAGCACUACUAUGUAAAUAUUAGCUUAAGAGAUUCAAUAAUUAAUCCCAAUGUUGCUCCAACCAUGACCUCUAAAUUUGGUGAUUAUGCCCUUCUAUCUGUUCUUAAAUACAGUUUGUAAAUCGAGCUUCCAAACUGUAAAGGGACAUUUUACCAGAUGGGAAGCAGUAGAUUAACUCGUUAGUAAAAUAUCAUUCCUGUAACUUUCUUUUAUUCAAAAGAAGUGGUAAAGUUAACCUGUAAUUGAAUAUAUAUAUAAAGGAGCCAUGUGGACAAAUGUCUUUGAGAAUAAAGAAAAACGUUAAUUACCUUCACAAACAUUCA
Schistocerca gregaria is the source of this 3547-nucleotide messenger RNA. RefSeq lists its product as uncharacterized. Bases 27 to 1721 code for a protein of 564 amino acids. The transcript has 10 exons. NCBI's taxonomy places the organism in Eukaryota, Metazoa, Arthropoda, Insecta, Orthoptera, Acrididae. The record is from RefSeq and is a predicted model, not a curated record.